AUGGCGAUCCAGAGUGCUCUUCCAGAUUAUUUGUCGAAUCCAUCGAACUCACUAUACCUCCAUCCUAAUGAGAAUCCUUCCAUGGCUCUCGUUGCACCUCCUCUCAAUGGACGCAACUAUCAUACGUGGUUGUUUGCCAUGAAGAUGGCACUGCUUUCGAAGAUUAAGCUUUGUUUUAUGAAUGGAGAUUUUCCAGUACCUGAUGCUAGUGAUCCUCUGUUUCCCGCGUGGGAGCGAUGCAACACUAUGGUGUUGUCAUGGAUUCAUCGAUCCAUGGAUGAAUCAAUUUCGAGAUCAAUUCUGUGGAUUGAACACGCCUUUGAUGUUUGGCGUGAUCUCUCUGAACGUUUUUCUCAAUCUGACGUAUUCAGAGUUGCAGAUCUCCAAGAAGAGAUUCAUCGUCUGCAACAGGGAAGUAGAAAUGUUGGUAAAUACUUUACUGAAAUGAAAACACUAUGGGAUGAGUUAGACAACCUCAAUCCUUUGCCAAAGUGUUACUGUGGACCUCUUGAUGAAAUUCAAAGAUCCAGAGAAUGUGAUCAAGUGAUUCGUUUCUUAAAAGGUCUCAAUGAUCAAUUCUCCCAUGUGCACUCACAGAUCAUGCUAAUUGAUCCACUUCCAAACAUGAACAAGGCAUUUUCCCUUGUUACUCAACAGGAACGUCAGUUGAAUUCAGAAGUUCAUAUGGAUACUAGCAUGGAAUCUAAAGUUUACACUGUAGAUCAGCUCCGUCGAGCUGGAAACUCUAACAUGACAAGAGGUCCAAGGCCACGAGGAACUAAGCUGUGCACUCACUGUGGCAGGACAAAUCACACGGGGUGGAUACAUGUUAUGCCAAGCAUGGAUAUCCUCCAGGUUUCAGAUCUAGAUUCAAGAGUGCCUCUAUGA
Molecule: messenger RNA, 888 nt
Organism: Gastrolobium bilobum
Lineage: Eukaryota; Viridiplantae; Streptophyta; Magnoliopsida; Fabales; Fabaceae
Exons: 1
Coding region: 1-888 (295 amino acids)
Source: RefSeq, a predicted model, not a curated record